This is a messenger RNA of Drosophila melanogaster (fruit fly), 2557 nucleotides long. RefSeq lists its product as uncharacterized. Bases 913 to 2001 code for a protein of 362 amino acids. The record is from RefSeq and is marked reviewed. The transcript is spliced from 2 exons. Gene Ontology annotation, molecular function: 3'-5' exonuclease activity; 5'-3' exonuclease activity. Lineage: Eukaryota; Metazoa; Arthropoda; Insecta; Diptera; Drosophilidae.
CGCUAUAGCUAUCGCCAGGCUCGUGAGAUUCUCGCCAGUUGAAAAUUUUUCGUCGUACUCUCGUAACAACAAAGGCGAAUCCGAAAAUCCGAUACGUUUCAGAGUCGCAAACAGUCAAGAGUUAAGCACAAAUCGCCACUAAAAGCUAAAAGGCUAACAAGCUGAAUCGCACUGAUUCGCACGUAGCCAGCCAAACGGAAGGACUCCUCCGCAUCCACAGCAGCAGCAACGGCGAGCAGCACGAACAACAUCCACGGAUGAUAACGUAACGUAGCCGCAACGUUGGAGCAACACCACCUUCCACAUCCACUUCCACCGCAGCGGACAUCGCAAACAAGUAAAUUACCAUUUCUCAUUUUAUCAAACAGAAAUCUGCCAGCCAAGUACCAAUCCAAUCAAAUCGAAUCGAAUCAAAUCAAAUCGAGUCCAAAUCAAAUCAAUGCAUCCAAAUCCAAGUCUGAGUAUCCAAAUUGCAUAAGAGUCGCGUCUGCGCAGUGAAGCAUUACUUGUCGCGAGCAUUACUUAUCGCCCGUCCACUUGGUUGGAGUUCCGGCUCCCGAAUCCGUACCCAAUGUCACCCAAGUCAACCCGAUUUUGAUUCUGAUUCGGCCCGGUCAAGGAGCCAGCGCCAGCCAAGUCAAGACAGUGCUCGAAAAUAAUGCUAGAUUCUCGAUUAUCGAUUCUUGGUUCUCCAUUCAAGAUUCUGACACGCGCCAAACCGAACAGAAAAGAAUAGAAUCGAACCGUACCGAACCGAACCGAGACGCAGAUCCAAAAAAAGAACAAAACGCUAACUGAUUACAAAGUAUACAGAUCUUGUGUAUAGGUAUUUCGUAAACGCGCCUCUGUCAACUGCUCGAUUUAACGCGGCACAGUUUCGAUUUGCAGAUCAUCACUACAUCCACACCCGACAUGUCGGCGGCCCGCCUGCCCUACUAUCAGCGGGAUCAGGAGGACGGCCACCAGCGGCGCGCCGCACGCGGCCAUCAGCGCGGCUACUACGAGCGUGGCUCUGGUUCCGGAUCCUCCAGACGAGAGCACAGUCGCUACAGUCGCAGCCGUUCGCGUUCCCGCAGUCGCAGCCGCUCCGCCGAACGCUUUGGCCAGCGUCGCCGCCACCAGAAACGGCAGUCAUCCCGUUACCACAGAGACCGCGACUCCAGAGAUCGCUCCCGAGAUCGCUCCCGAGAUCGCUCUAGGGAUCGCGAACGUGAUCGCGAUAGGGACCACUCAAGGCGCUCCAGCCACUAUCGACGCUCGGAAUCGCCGUCCUCUUCUGACAUUGGCCAUGGAUCCAACAACAGUCAACGAAGAGGCCACCAUGCAUCAUCAUCCAGUAAAUCGGAGCUAAGCGCCGUACAGAAGGCAGCCGCUGCAGCUGCCGCCGCCACAAAUCAAGUCCAGUUGGCUGGCAAGAGCAGUGCCGCGUCCGCGGUGGGCGCCUACUACAACCUGGACACCGACGAGCCCUUUGACAAGGAGCGCAUCCACCGCGAAAUGGAGCAGAAGCUGCGCGAAGCACUGGCCAGGGAGGGCAAAGUGUAUCCGCCGCCAAAGCCUGAGCCACCAUCGCAUCCUGUCUUCGCCAACGACGGCUCGUUCAUGGAGCUGUUUAAGAAGAUGCAGGAGGGCCAAAAGCAGCAAGCGACCAGCCAGUUGAUGCAGCCAUCGGUCAAAGAGGUCCUGCAGCAGCAGUUGGUUCCGCCGGAGGCGGCCUCCACAGGGCCUGCACUGCCGGCCAUUGCAUUGGGAGCUGCCAGCAGUGCUGCGGCGCCGUACAUUGCUGCCGCGGCGGCCGGAAAGCUGGCGCCGCCGCCACCCAUCGUGGGACGACGUCGCGGCGGAAAAGUUCUCAAAACUGGCGUAGUGGCCAAAGUGAAGACGCCCAAUGAGAGCGACGUGGACCCGAAGGACUUCUGGUCGUUGUACCUGGCCGAGGUCAACAAGUACAAGAGCAACGCCUGCGAUACGGACAACGGCAAGCGGCCGCUGGUCAAGUAGUCGCCGAAAUAGUCGCGCUUUCCAUAGAAACAUGAACUUGAACGCAAAAAGAGCGAGAAACGUAUACUGCCCAGACGCAGUACUGCAGAUUCGAUUUUGAUUCGACCAUACCCCUGUUCCCGAGACACCAUCACAUAGCGAUCCCUUCCCGGCCCCUUUGAAAUGUUUUGUACACGAAAACAAGCGAGCAGAGAUGCGUAGCUUAUAGUUUUAGUCGAGAGUGGGUGGGCUUAUGAGCUGCAAGCGCGAGCAGUGUAAUUUGUAUUUUUUUCACACGAAUCGAUAUAAUAUAAUAUAAUAUGAUAUAUACCGCUCAUUAAGCAAACGCAAACUGAAGAACUAACCAUUGUGAUUUAUAUAUCUAUCUCUUCCUUCCCGUUUAUGCACUGAAAUUGUAUUUACGUUUGAUUUCGAUUCGGUUGUGUACCGCCUCACAUCCCAUCCCACCCCAUUGUGUUCAUCUCUUUCUUUUUCAUUUGGACAACGAUCCAUCUGUCCCGGUCUUCGUUUUGGUUUACUAUUUGGUUGCCUUACCGUUUCGUUUCGUUAUGUUUUU